Messenger RNA from Dendronephthya gigantea, 2121 nucleotides. RefSeq names its product solute carrier organic anion transporter family member 4C1-like. Gene Ontology annotation, cellular component: membrane. The transcript is spliced from 9 exons. NCBI's taxonomy places the organism in Eukaryota, Metazoa, Cnidaria, Anthozoa, Malacalcyonacea, Nephtheidae. Gene Ontology annotation, molecular function: protein binding. The coding region runs from base 116 to 2104 and encodes 662 amino acids. The record is from RefSeq and is a predicted model, not a curated record. Gene Ontology annotation, biological process: transmembrane transport.
UCCGCUCUCAUUAUAUGUCAGUCCUUCGUGGGUGAGACAGUGUAUUACAGCUCCUUCAACUGAACUUUUUACAGGGUAAUGCUACUUCUUAACUUUAGGAGUCCUAGAUCUUAUCAUGGAGGACAAAAACAGUAAUGUGAUUACGAAUAAAACAGCGCCACCAUUGGAGAAAACAGAGGAUAUUUCAAACAACAAGGACGAAUGCACCAGCUAUGGAUGGGGGAAGAUUCGACCAAAAUAUCUCAAGUUUUUAAGUUCACCCGUUUGGUUCGUCGCAGUUUUCAGUGUCUUUAGCCUAUUUCAAGGCAUAGCUUCGUGGGGAUUUCCAAAUCUGGUUUUGCCAAGUAUUGAACGCAGAUUUGCCUUCUCUGCCAAAGAGUUGGGGGUGAUCGCGGCAGCAAACGACAUCUCGGCAUUGUUGAUUGUGGUGUUUAUCAGUUACUAUGGGGAUUAUGGUAAUAAAAUAAAAUGGAUGAGUGGAGGGGCUUUAGUGACAGGUCUUGGCGUAAUUAUCUUCGCUUUACCUCACUUUAUGAUUGGUCGGUAUCAUCCGGGGAGUUCACAUCUGCAAGGUUUAUGUAGUCAUGGAAACGGAACGAUGGCGCCAUGCGUCAGUGAAAACAGUGGAGGGGAUUGGUACUACCUGGCAGUGUUUAUUAUAGCGAUGUUAACCAUGGGUGCUGGUAGCGCACCUUAUUUUUCGCUGUUCAAUGCAUACCUGGAUGAAAAUGUCGAGCCGAAAUCCUUCCCAUUAUUUUUAGGAAUUUGUAACAUUAUACAAUUCUUAUCCCCAGGCCUAGGAUUUAUAAUUGGUGGGAAGUUUUUGAGCAUCUACGUGGAUAUAGAACAGCCGGUUGGUUUCAGUCUAACUCCUAGGGAUCCGCGAUGGAUUGGAGCGUGGUGGAUAGGAUUCCUUUUAUUCGGAUCGCUGAUAAUCCUGUUUUCUGUUAUCUUAUCUGGAUUCCCUCGUGAGAUGCCUGGGGCGAGAGAGAGACGACAAAAUCACAUACGCGAGGGGAAUAUCAAACCCAGCAACGAUUCAAAACAACCAAGCUUAAGAAAAAUUCCAUCCGAAUUGAAAGCUCUUUUGAAGAACUCUACCUAUGUCUUCAAUACGUUGGGUUUGACGUGUUUGCUCUUCUAUGCCGCAACUAUUGGGACAUUCUUUUCUAAAAUUUUGCGCGUGAAGUUUGGCCUGGAUGGUGUGAGUGUAGGAUACGUUUUAGCGACCAUAAGUUUCACGGGAGUUGUGAUUGGGGUUGCCAGCGGCUCCAUAAUUGUUCGACUGUUUUCAUUGAAGACGACGUGCAAGAAGGCUGCGGCUGCGACUGCCAUUUGUAAUUUACUGGCAAUUGGAGGAACCCUAAUAUACUUGAUACCCGCUUGUGAAAACGCCAAUAUUGCUGGCGUUGCUCUGCAAUACCACAGCCCGAGCAUGAAUCAGUCAAGUAAUUUCGGCUUACUGAAAUCCCAAUGUAAUAAGAAUUGUGGUUGUUCUCUAAAGUCGUUCUCGCCUGUGUGUGGAUCUGAUAAUUUAACAUACUUUGAUUCGUGUCAUGCUGGUUGCACACAACGACAUCGUAACAAGACAUUCACAAAUUGCUCCUGCAUACCAGGGAAAGCUAGAAAUAAACGAGGUUCAGCAACCCUUGGUUAUUGUGAUCGGGACUGUAAGAAUCUCGUGAUAUUCUCGUUAUUCGCCGUCAUAUCGUCGGCAAUUCGCUUUACCGCACUUGUUCCAACGAGAACAGUUACCCUAAGGUGUGUUCCUGAUGACAAACGUGCAUUUGCCUCCGGGGUCACGUAUGUGAUUUACAAAACAUUUGGUCUUCUUCCUUCUCCUAUUAUAUUCGGUCACAUAGUGGAUGAAUCGUGCCGGUUAUGGCAAAAUAUAUGUGGAAGAAAAGGGAGGUGCUUUGAUUACGAUAUCGUGUCCCUGAGUCGAAAUAUUGCAUUAUUUGGUGUGGUUAUUUCAGUGUGUACAACCAUUUGCUACUUCUUGUCCUGGUAUUUUUGCAAAACGAUCCCUGAGACAAAAGAGGAAAUCGCUGGUUUGGAAAACGAGGGUGCAGACCAAUUGGCAGCCGAUGAGACACCUCUGUAACAAUUUCGAGUGGUAAA